AUGACUCUUACCAACAACCCUGACGAACCAGGUCCUUCUGAUACUCAUUCCGAUAGCGAUGAUUCCAGCAGAACUGUAUACUUCUCUCCACCGGAGACUCCACAAGGAAAUGUCACCGCCACCGAGACCAACAGCUUCAGUCAACUCUGUCUUGACGGCGUCCCUGUCAAUCUUAUGACCGCCGACUUCAAAAACUAUCUCUUCUACACCUCGAACUUCCGUCUCCAACAAGCCAAAGAAAGCCGUGUUAGUCUUGAAGAUAUUGUCGUUGGUGAUGAUUGCCUCCCUACUUGGUCCGGUCGUACUUGGGACCCUGCUUCAGAGUCUCUACACCACAACAUCCAGUCUCGUCUUGCUGCUCACGAUGAAUCCCAGCAAGCUAACAAGCUAGGCGCGGCAGCAGAGGAAGCGAUCCGAUUCCUGCAAACUGAAGACGAAGAUGAGUACCACACUCCAGAUCUCAGAGAAGAUGAUCUCGUAUCUACUGAGGAUAUUGAGGCUGAACAAGUCCCUGACACUGAAGGGAUUUGGCCAUGCGAAGGCGCGAUGGCCGAGUUUCAUGAUCAUUCCAGCUUCUUAGGCCCAUCAUUUUCCUCUUCCUCCGACACUGACAGCGACGGCGAGUCCGAACCCGAAGACCAACCAAGCCCCAUCGAAACCUUCGACGACAUGGUUCAAGCCGAUGCCAUGUUCGAUCCCGAGCCGCACUACCCUGAUUCUGAUUCUGAUGAGCCAACCAUCUUCCACGGCGCCCACGUUGUGGGAGUUCCAUCUCGAUAUGGCGACGUUGAUCUCGAGAUCUACGAGGUAUACGAUGAUGAGGACGUUGAAGAUCUCCCCGAGAUGGAGCUUUGCCUGGAGGGAGACAUUGAUGAAGAGCUAUUCAACGCUGAGGAGGUAGUUGAUGUUGAGAUCGAAGGGAGUCAGCUCAUUUGCACCGGUGCACUUUUUGAGGAAGGAGAAGAAAUGGAUUUGGAUGAUUUACAGAUCGGCGGUGCUAGUAUUGGUACUCGAGAAGAUGGAGACGGUGCGACUAUGGAACUUUCUCGUGGGUGUUUUGGGAAUGAGGUGAUUCAGCAGCGGAUUGGCGCCGAGAACGAAACGGAUGAUGGUCUUCUUUCCAGCUCUCAGGAGGGCCCUGUUGCGGAACAGGCGAUUUCAUACGAUUGGACUGGCGAUAUUUUUCGGGAGACUGAGGAGGGGUUCUCAUGGUGA
This is a messenger RNA of Fusarium coffeatum, 1215 nucleotides long. RefSeq lists its product as uncharacterized. The record is from RefSeq and is a predicted model, not a curated record. The coding region runs from base 1 to 1215 and encodes 404 amino acids. The transcript is spliced from 3 exons. NCBI's taxonomy places the organism in Eukaryota, Fungi, Ascomycota, Sordariomycetes, Hypocreales, Nectriaceae.